Messenger RNA from Corticium candelabrum, 1382 nucleotides. Its product is annotated as 26S proteasome non-ATPase regulatory subunit 11A-like. The record is from RefSeq and is a predicted model, not a curated record. Lineage: Eukaryota; Metazoa; Porifera; Homoscleromorpha; Homosclerophorida; Plakinidae. Gene Ontology annotation, biological process: ubiquitin-dependent protein catabolic process. Gene Ontology annotation, molecular function: structural molecule activity. Bases 19 to 1281 code for a protein of 420 amino acids. Gene Ontology annotation, cellular component: proteasome regulatory particle, lid subcomplex. The transcript is spliced from 17 exons.
CCCGGAAGUUUGUACCUCAUGGCUGGCGCUCUCGAGCUCGAGCGUGCGGUGAUUUUAGAAGAAGCAUCACGCCCCGAUGAAGCUGCAGAAUUGCUUUCGGCAAUAGCAAAAUCUAAAACGAAUGGCGAAGACGAGCAGGCAAUGAAAGUAAAGGAACAAGCAGUGCUACGUCUUGGCGCUCUGUUUGCCAAACAUGGGCAGGCUGACGAGCUGGGAGGCCUUAUUAAGUUUGUUCGACCCUUUUUGACGUCGUUGUCAAAGGCAAAAGCGGCCAAAAUGGUGAGAACGUUGCUGGAUCUUUUUCUCGACAUGGAGGCAUCGACAGGAAGAGAGGUGGAGAUUUGUUUGGAGUGCAUAGACUGGGCUAAGAAUGAGAAGAGGACGUUUCUUCGGCAAGCAUUAGAAGCUCGUUUGAUUGCUCUGAGGUAUGAAGCAAAGGACUAUAUAGAAGCAAUAAAACUAAUUGGGUCUCUUUUGAAAGAACUAAAGAAAUUGGACGACAAGGCAUUACUCAUGGAGGUACAAUUGCUAGAAAGUCGUGUUUAUCAUUCAUUAGGGAAUAUAUCCAGAUCAAGAGCGGCACUAACAUCAGCAAGAACAACAGCUAAUGCCAUUUACUGCCCGCCAAAACUUCAAGCAGAGCUCGACAUGCAAUCAGGUAUUCUACACGCUGAAGAGGACGACUUCAAAACAGCAUUCUCCUACUUCUACGAAUCAUUCGAGGGCUUUGAUUCUCUUGAUCAUUCGAGAGCCAUCAGCUCUCUUAAAUACAUGCUUCUCUGCAAAAUAAUGCUUAACAGCCCUGAAGAUGUACAGAGCAUCGUCAGUGGUAAACUGGCUCUAAAAUAUGCAGGCAAGCAGACUGAUGGAAUGAAGAGUGUGGCCACAGCUAGUCACAAUCGAUCAAUAGCAGAAUUCAAGGAGACUCUAAGUACUUUCCAGGAAGAAAUCAGUGAAGAUCCCAUCAUUCGAGCACAUCUGGAUGCUCUCUACGACCAACUGUUGGAGAAGAAUCUUUGCAGAGUGAUCGAGCCCUUCUCACGUGUCGAGAUUGCUCAUGUGGCUGAAGUGAUCAACUUGCCUCUGACGACGGUGGAGAGGAAGUUAUCUCAAAUGAUUCUGGAUAAACAGCUGCACGGAAUUCUCGAUCAAGGCGAGGGCGUUCUCAUUCUGUUUGAUAAACAAGAAGAGGACGACACGUACGCCGCCGCGUUGGACACGAUUAACAACGUCGGGAAGGUCGUGGACGCGCUGUACAAAAAAGCUCAGAAGCUGACGUGACCUGUGAGGGGAAGUCCCUUCGUUUGUUGCUUUGUUUAGUGCGCAUGUAUGGUUCAUGCUAAUCAGCUGUCAUUGGCACUCUAUUUAUCAACCCACUUGGU